Molecule: messenger RNA, 2567 nt
Organism: Strigops habroptila (Kakapo)
Lineage: Eukaryota; Metazoa; Chordata; Aves; Psittaciformes; Psittacidae
Gene: KCTD8
Product: potassium channel tetramerization domain containing 8
Exons: 2
Coding region: 408-1712 (434 amino acids)
Biological process (GO): protein homooligomerization; regulation of G protein-coupled receptor signaling pathway
Molecular function (GO): protein binding
Source: RefSeq, a predicted model, not a curated record
CUGGCGGCCGCUGUGCCGUGAGCCCAGCGCGCUUGACGGUCCCCGCGGCCCCACCGCCGGGCGGAGCGCGGGCAGGGGCAGGGGCAGAGCUCGGGGCGGGGCGGGUCGUGCAGGGCCGGGCCGGGCCGGGCCAGCCCACAGCACAACGCAGCGCAGCCCGUCCCGCCGCCGGGGCAGCGAGGGGGCGCAGCGGGGCAGGUGAGGGCUGGCGCCGCUCCCCCGGGGCCGUGCCGGAGGGCGGUGGGAGAAGCGGCUCCGUCCAGGCGCUUCCGGGCGCGGCGGGGGAAGGAGGGGAAGGAGGAGGAGAAGGAGGGGAGGGAGAAGAAGGGUGGGGUGGGUGGAAGGGAGGGAGGGAGGCCGGCUUUUUUAGGAGGGAGACCCUCCUUCGCGGCCGCCCGCUCGCAGCCAUGGCUUUGAAGGAGGCGGGCGGCAGCAUCCUGCCCAUCAGCGAUAUGGUGUCGGGGCCGUCGGGCUCGCCGUUCCCCGAGGUGGUGGAGCUGAACGUGGGGGGCCAGGUGUACGUGACGAGGCACUCCACGCUGCUCAGCGUCCCGGACAGCACGCUGGCCACCAUGUUCUCCCCGUGCCGGGGCGGCCCGGCGGCGGCCCGCCAGCUGCCCAGGGACAGCCGGGCGCGCUUCUUCAUCGACCGCGACGGCUUCCUCUUCAGGUACGUGCUGGAUUACCUGCGGGACAAGCAGCUGGCGCUGCCCGAGCACUUCCCCGAGAAGGAGCGGCUCCUACGGGAGGCCGAGUACUUCCAGCUGGGCGACCUGGUGAAGCUGCUGUCGCCCAAGGUCACCAAGCAGAGCUCGCUCAACGACGAGGGCUGCCAGAGCGACCUGGAGGACAGCAACUCGCAGGGCAGCAGCGACCGGCUGCAGCGGGCGGCGCUGGACAAGCGCUCGGGCUUCCUCACCGUGGGCUACCGCGGGUCCUACACCACGGUGCGGGACAACCAGGCGGACGCCAAAUUCCGCCGCGUCGCCCGCAUCAUGGUGUGCGGCAGGAUCGCCCUGGCCAAGGAGGUGUUCGGAGAGACCCUUAACGAAAGCCGCGACCCCGAUCGCCCACCCGAGAAGUACACCUCCCGCUUCUACCUCAAAUUCACCUACCUGGAGCAAGCCUUCGACCGGCUCUCCGAGGCGGGCUUCCACAUGGUGGCUUGCAACUCCACUGGCACCGCCGCCUUCAUCAACCAGUACAGGGACGACAAGAUCUGGAGCAGCUAUACCGAGUACAUCUUCUUCAGGCCCCCCCAGAGAACCGUUUCCCCCAAACAAGACCACGAAGAAAGGAAGCAUGACAAAGUCUUGGACAAGGGCAGUGAAAGUGGGACUUCCUGUAACGAGUUGUCCACCUCAAGCUGUGACAGCCACUCAGAAGCGAGCACCCCUCAAGAAAAUGCCACCAGCACUCAGCCAUCCGCAGCCCACCAGCCAAAUACUCUGACUUUGGAUCGUCCAUCUAAGAAAGCCCCAGUGCAGUGGAUGCCACCACCAGACAAACGCAGAAACAGUGAACUCUUUCAAACUCUCAUUAGCAAGUCCAGAGAAACAAAUCUUUCCAAAAAGAAGGUAUGUGAGAAGCUGAGUGUUGAGGAAGAAAUGAGAAAAUGUAUCCAAGAUUUUAAAAAAAUCCACAUUCCAGAUUACUUUCCAGAGCGCAAACGUCCCUGGCAGUCUGAACUCUUACAGAAAUAUGGGUUAUAGUAAUCAACUCUUUCAUGACGUAUCUCUGGGGCAUUUGAUGUUUAUUAAGUUGCCACUAACUUACUGAUGUCCUCUUUCUGGCCAACUCUGCCACCAGAGCUAUUCCUGCUGCUUAUUUGUUUCUGUGAACAGUGGAUGUUGGAUAGUACAUGGUUUCUUUAAUAAUAUAUAGAAAAAGAUAGAAACUUAAAAAAUACAAAAGGCAUCUCAUCUAAACCACCUCAUAAUAGAAAAGAAAAAAGUGCGUGGUCAAGAAAGAUGGUUUUCGAACUGUAGUCAGUUGAGCUUCAUUAUUGUUUUGGAACUUACCAAAUAAAAAUCUCAAUCAUCAGUUAACGCCUCAUUUUAUGUCACCAAUAACAGUGACUCAGACUUGUUAUGGAUGAAGAGAAACAGGGUUUAAAAUUUGAUUGAACUGGUUUCAAAACUAAUUCCCAACCUUCUUUCAAUGUUAAUGCAAUAAAGCAAAUACCUAUUUUGCAUGAGCACAAUGUUACAAAUAAAUCACACAGGAACAAGAGGUUGUCUGUUGCUUGGAGAGUUACUUGUUUGAUACCAAGCCUAUUAACAUAAAACGUCUAAGAGAUUGAAUUUUCUUUGUUCUGGAUCUGUGAUUUCUUUUGUGUGUACAGUGUUCUGUAUGUAAGGAUGGUGUAAAUAUGCCUUAUACUGUUUUAUUAUUGCACCAACAACGUUCAUCUAUUAGUGCUUGUCAGGAUUAUUUCUGUGAAAUGCAAAUUUAUGGCAGAUUGUGAAAACUGGUUUGAUGGUCUGAAAGUUUCGGUUAUGUUAGUUGCUAAAAUUGGAGAAAAAUAAAAGACUUUAAUGUAUUUAUUAAAAGAACUAUCUGGUAGA